AAAAGUAGUCUUGCCAAUGUCUCUAGCAUCCAUGCAAAUUCGGAAAUAACCCAAACGUUACCAAAAGUUUAGGUCCGUGACGUGAACUUCUUGGACAACUAAAAAACAAUAAACUAAACAUCACGCGCUGUCUCCGGCAAAAGAAAUCAUGUGGCGACGGAGCUUUAGCAGUAUCACCUCAGCAACAACGCCACUCAAGGACAAGAAAUGGGACGCUCUUGUCAUCGGCGGUGGCCACAACGGCUUAACAGCAGCAGCUUACCUAGCUCGCGGUGGACUCUCAGUGGCUGUCCUUGAACGGCGUCAUGUGAUCGGCGGUGCAGCCGUGACUGAAGAACUAAUCCCAGGCUUCAAAUUCUCCCGCUGUAGUUAUCUUCAGAGCCUCCUCCGCCCCACUGUCAUCAAAGAACUGGAGCUAGGGAGACAUGGAUUGAAGUUUUUGAAGAGAAUUCCUUCAUCGUUUACGCCUUGUUUAGAUGGGCGCUAUCUUUUAUUAGGACCCGAUAAAGAGUUUAACCAUUCUCAGAUAUCCAAGUUCUCUAGUCGAGAUGCUGAUGCUUAUCCCAGAUAUGAGAGGCAGCUUGAGAACUUCUGUGGGUUCAUGGAUCCUCUUCUGGAUUUGCCACCUCCAGAGUCAUUGCAAAAUGCAUCCUCUUUUAAUGUUAGGUUCAAGGAUAAGAUUGAGAAAUCGGCAUUUUGGGCUCGAUUUUUGCGGCGGGCUAUCUCCUUGGGUCAGAAUGAGAUGGUGGACUUCAUGGACCUUUUACUGUCUUCGAAAGUUUUGAAUAAAUGGUUUGAGACAGAUGUUCUGAAGGCAACUCUUGGAACAGAUGCUGUAAUAGGAACUACUGGCAGUGUUGAUACACCAGGAAGUGGAUAUGUUCUGCUACAUCAUGUCAUGGGAGAAACUGAUGGGGAUCGUGGAGUUUGGUCGUAUGUUGAAGGUGGAAUGGGCUCAGUAUCCAUGGCUAUUAGUAGUGCAGCUAAGGAAGCUGGGGUACACAUUGUUACAAAUGCUGAGGUUUCAGAAAUGUCAAUCAAUGAUUCUGGAGCAGUGAAUGGGGUACUACUCUCUGAUGGAACAAGGGUUCUAUCUUCUGUUGUUUUAUCAAAUGCCACUCCUUAUAAAACUUUCAUGGAAUUAGUACCCAGUGAAGUUCUUCCUGAAGAUUUUAUCCGUGCCCUGAAGUACUCUGAUUAUAGAUCCGCUACUACAAAGAUAAACUUAGCUGUUGAUAAACUGCCCCAAUUUAAGUGCUGUGAGAUGAGUCAUCCAGAUGCAGGUCCCCAGCAUAUGGGUACCAUUCAUAUUGGCUCCGAGAGCUUGGAGGAGAUUGACUUGGCUUGUCAAGAUGCUGUUAAUGGAUUACCAUCAAGGAGACCUGUUAUUGAAAUGACGAUACCUUCUGCACUGGACAAAACUAUUUCUCCUCCUGGUAAGCAUGUCAUAAAUUUGUUCGUUCAAUAUACACCCUACAGCCCAUCGGAUGGAAGCUGGGGAGAUCCUGCUUAUAGGGAAUCAUUUGUAGAAAGGUGCUUUAACUUGAUUGACGAGUAUGCCCCUGGCUUCAAGUCAUCAGUCAUUGGUUACGACAUGUUGACCCCGCCUGACCUUGAAAGGGAAAUUGGUCUAACAGGAGGUAACAUAUUCCAUGGUGCUAUGGGAUUGGAUUCCCUAUUCCUCAUGCGGCCCGUUAAAGGAUGGUCAAACUAUAGGACUCCUCUCCGGGGACUUUACCUAUGCGGAAGUGGAAGCCAUCCAGGUGGUGGUGUUAUGGGCGCACCUGGGCGUAAUGCGGCACAUGUAGUUCUGCAAGAUGUCAAAAAACAUUAACUUGAUGGAAUGCACAAGGCUGCCUAGAGUUUCUCACAUCUCUUUUCAUUCCAAAGUGUUGUCUCGGUAAAUUAGUUUAAAGAAUUGUUCUGUCCAAUGCCCCAUUGUUGUAUUGUAUCUCUGAAAUUACUGCAAGCAAAAGGCUCAAUCUGCUGGUAUUUAAUAGAAUUUGUAACAAUUAGCUGCAUCCCCUUGUAAUUUAAAUAAUUUCAGUUUCAUUUUUCAAAUUGACAGUCAAUCCCAAAUUAA
Messenger RNA from Mercurialis annua (annual mercury), 2083 nucleotides. RefSeq lists its product as uncharacterized. NCBI's taxonomy places the organism in Eukaryota, Viridiplantae, Streptophyta, Magnoliopsida, Malpighiales, Euphorbiaceae. Gene Ontology annotation, molecular function: oxidoreductase activity. The record is from RefSeq and is a predicted model, not a curated record.